Biomphalaria glabrata is the source of this 2215-nucleotide messenger RNA. RefSeq names its product sodium/glucose cotransporter 4-like. Bases 226 to 2190 code for a protein of 654 amino acids. Gene Ontology annotation, cellular component: plasma membrane. Gene Ontology annotation, biological process: transmembrane transport. Lineage: Eukaryota; Metazoa; Mollusca; Gastropoda; Planorbidae. The record is from RefSeq and is a predicted model, not a curated record. Gene Ontology annotation, molecular function: D-glucose:sodium symporter activity. The transcript has 16 exons.
AUGACCUGGUUGUCCUAGAUUCAGUCUAGCACAGGUAGAAGCUUUAUCGGACACCAUUUCCAAAUCAAUUGUCUUACACUUGGCAAGAUUCUUGCUAUGGAAAGUUUAUCACCACUACCUAUGGACUGAACUGAGUCGAUGCUGUUGGUCUAGUGCUAAUGGUGUGAGUGUGGAUGUGCAUGUUUAGAAGUUUCAGUACGAGAUAAAGUUGUCAAGCCCCAGAAAAUGUCGGUAGAAUCCAACACGGCUUUUAGGAAUGCUGGUUUGGACACACUGGAUAUAAGUGUGAUUGUUAUAUUUCUCAUCUUUUGUCUUCUGGUUGGCAUUUGGGCAACAUGGCGGACACAGAGAGGUACAGUCAGUGGUUACUUUUUGGCGGGAAGAGAUAUAUUAUGGUUCGCGGUUGGCGCCUCGCUGUUUUCCAGUAACAUUGGUAGUGGUAGUUUUGUAGGUCUGGCUGGGACUGGAGCAGCCAAUGGAAUAGCUGUGGCUAGUUAUGAACUUAAUGGCUUAUUCUGUUUGCUGUUGUUGGGAUGGUUGUUUGUACCAGUCUAUAUAGCCAGUGGGGUGUAUACCAUGCCGGAAUAUCUAAUGAGAAGGUUUGGAGGUCAAAGGUUGCAGCUGUACAUGGCUGUCCUGUCACUCAUUAUCUACGUGUUCACCAAGAUCUCAGCAGAUAUUUACGCAGGUGCCAUAUUUAUCCAGCAAGCAGUGCAGUGGGAUAUGUACGUGUCUAUUGUGGUCCUGCUAGUCAUCACAGCUAUAUAUACAGUUUCAGGAGGCUUGCGUGCUGUGAUAUAUACUGACACGUUACAGACUAUUGUUAUGGUGAUUGGCUCCUUGGUCCUCAUGGGAAUAAGUUUUCACAAGGUAGGAGGUCUAUUGCCUCUCUAUGCUAAAUAUCCUCACGCUAUCGCUGCAGCAUCUAUCAACAGUACAGUCAGCAGCAAUUGCGGUAUCCCUACCUCCGAAGCUUUUCAUUUGCUGAGGUCAGCUGACGGGGCCGACUUGCCUUGGCCAGGAAACAUUUUUGGUAUUACCAUUUUGAGUAGCUGGUACUUCUGUAAUGACCAAGUGUUAGUUCAAAGAACACUUGCAGCUAAGAACAUGCAUCAUGUCAAGGGCGGCUCAAUUUUGGCAGCAUACCUCAAAGUUCUGCCCUUAUUCACAACAGUUUUUCCAGGAAUGAUCAGCCGUGUGCUGUUUCCAGAUGAAGUGGCCUGCACUGAUCCAGACAUUUGUGAGAAAGUGUGUAGUAACAGAGCAGGGUGUACCAACAUCGCCUAUCCUAAAUUAGUCAUUGAGCUUCUACCCACAGGUCUAAAAGGUUUGAUGCUGGCCUCCAUGAUGGCCGCCCUGAUGUCAUCUUUGACUUCUAACUUCAACAGUGCUGCAACCAUCUUCACAAUCGACAUCUGGAAGAGGUUCCGUGCUCGAGCUACAGAAGCAGAAAUGUUGGUCACUGGUCGAAUUUUUAUUCUCUUGCUUAUGGGUGUCAGUGUUCUGUGGAUUCCGGUACUUCAAGCUUCCCAGGGAGGACAACUCUUCAAUUAUAUUCAAACUGUAACGGGCUACUUCGCUCCCCCUAUUCUAGCCAUAUUUCUACUGGCGGUCUUAUGGGAGAGAACCAAUGAGCAGGGAGCUUUCUGGGGGCUGAUGGUCGGCCUUCUGGUGGGGCUCAUCAGAAUGGCACUGGAUUUCGGCUACGGUAGUCCUGGCUGUAUGGACGAGGAUGUCCGUCCGUGGGUCAUCUCUAAGGUCCACUUCCUCCACUUCACCAUCCUCCUCUUCGUCAUCAGCUUUGUGGCCACGAUGGUGAUAUCCCUGAUGACGUCACCCAUUGACCCAAAACACACCGUCCGUCUGACCUGGUGGACCAGGCACAGCAGCAGACAGAGGGAGGACUUCCCCGCUGAGCACAUCCGACAGGUCAAAGCCGAGGAGAGGAAAGCGGAGAUCAUGCAGGCAUCUGUUGGAGGUCAGGUCAGUCUACCCAGAUGGAGAAAGUUCAUGUACAUUUUGUGCGGAUAUGAACCACCCGUCGAGACGACCUUGACCGAGGAUGAAAUAAAUGAACAGAAGAAAAUGUUGACAUGCAUCCAGGAGUCUGGCUUUUGGAAACAUUUUGUCAAUGCUAACGCGCUGUUACUCAUGGCUUUCGGUCUCUUUUUGUGGAUAUUUUUUGCAUAAAUCAAUUAAAUUUUAUGUUGUUAUA